Molecule: messenger RNA, 612 nt
Organism: Epinephelus lanceolatus (giant grouper)
Lineage: Eukaryota; Metazoa; Chordata; Actinopteri; Perciformes; Serranidae
Source: RefSeq, a predicted model, not a curated record
AUCUCUCCGUUCAUCCUCAACACAGUGAUGACCAUAACAGCCGCUAUGACGGCGAAGCAGCAUGAUGAGCAGAGUUUGGAUCUGCAGACGGAUGUCAGUGACCUCUGGUCGGUCAUGAACAUCUACAGCUGUAACUACUGGUUCCUGGGAGUUGACCAGGCCACUGAGGUCACAGAGAGCUUCAGAGAGCAGGACGGGCACAACGAGGGUGAGAGCUUCACCGCAGAGGUCAAGGUGGUCCAGGUGACUCUGGAGUCCGGUUUGGGUCAUCGGACCGUCCCUCUGCUGCUGGCCGAGUCCUCCUUCAGCGGAUCAGCCAAAAAUUGGUCAUCUCUGCUGCAGCUGAGAGCCGACAUGACGCUGGAGGUGAACUACUUCAAUGAGAUCCAGGCAGUGUGGGAGCCUUUGAUCGAACGAGUCGACAGUGGCAGACGCAGGUGGAACCUGGAGCUCGAGAUGAAGAACAACCCAGUCCAGGACAAGAGUCCAGUUCACGGAGAUGACUUCGUGAUCCUACCUGAACCUCGAACAGCCGUCAACAUCUGCUCCAAAGACACCAUGAACAUCACCGUCUCCCAUUGUAGCCUCAACGUGUUGAACAACCUCGCCAAG